Molecule: messenger RNA, 2192 nt
Organism: Gossypium raimondii (Peruvian cotton)
Lineage: Eukaryota; Viridiplantae; Streptophyta; Magnoliopsida; Malvales; Malvaceae
Product: BEL1-like homeodomain protein 7
Exons: 5
Coding region: 360-1940 (526 amino acids)
Biological process (GO): regulation of transcription by RNA polymerase II
Molecular function (GO): DNA-binding transcription factor activity, RNA polymerase II-specific; RNA polymerase II cis-regulatory region sequence-specific DNA binding
Source: RefSeq, a predicted model, not a curated record
GUGGGAUAUUCUUUGUAAGAAGAUUUGACAAAUUAAGCAACUGUUGUUGUUUGGUUUCUCAAAUAUUCUUCAUCAUCAUCGUUUCUUAAAAUUAAAAUAUUACAGUUGUUGUCAUCAAUUAUUAUUAUUAUUUGUUUAUUUAUUUAUUUUGGGUAUAGAAUUAUUUUAAUAAUAAAUUAAUAAUAUUUUCUUUUGGGUUGGUGUCAAUGUUCCGAUGAUAAGGAAGAAGGGAGAGAGCUGGUUUACGUUUAUGAUUAUAUUUCUUGGGAUUGUUUUUUUUUAUUUGUCUCCUUGUUUUCAAGCUUCUUCCUUUUUUCCAGCAAUCAUUUUGAUUUGUCGGGGAAACUGGUGAUGCUUUAAUGGCUACUUAUUAUCCAAGUUUUACCAAUCGGAGAGAUGAUUUAUCGAUCCAGGACGAAAAACCAGUACCUUACCGAGCUUCUUCAAUGGGGGAAUUCACAGAGAUCUUGUCUGGUACUUCAUUGAUUCCGCCUUGUAGUGACUCGUUACAAUCGGUGAACGGGCGGUUAAACAUUACAAUGAGCGCGGUGAAUUGUCAAUCUCAGGGACUAUCUCUUAGUCUUGGAUCGGAGAUACCACCAGAUGUUUCUUUGCCUUCGUUGCCGUGUCAAUACCAGGCUUAUUCUGAUAUAUAUCAGUUUCAACCGGGUUUUACGAGUACUAUUUCGAACUCGAAAUAUCUCAAGGUGGUUCAAGAGUUGCUUAACGAAGUGAUUAAUGUACAGCAAGCUUUGAGACAAUCCGAUUUCGAUAAAAACGUGAGCUCUCAACUGAAAUCAUCUGAGUCUAACGAGUCGGUAAAUAACCUUUCCAAGAUAUCACCUACGGAACGACAAGAAUUGCAGAACAAGAAGACAAAGCUCUUGUCCAUGCUCGAUGAGGUUGAUAGACGAUACAGGCAAUAUUACCAUCAGAUGAAAAUCUUGGUGUCGUCUUUCGACUCGGUAGCUGGUUGUGGGGCGGCUAAACCAUACACUUCACUUGCCCUGCAAACAAUUUCCCGACAUUUCCGUUGUUUACGUGAUGCAAUCAGCAACCAAAUUCAAUUGACACAAAGAAGUCUUGGAGAGCACGAUAAUUCAUCGAACAAUCAAGGAUCGGUAAUACCGCGACUACGUUAUGUCGAUCAUCAGCUUAGACAACAACGAGCUCUUCAACAAUUCGGUGUGAUGCGAAACGCUUGGAGGCCUCAACGAGGACUUCCUGAAAGCUCUGUUUCUGUCCUGCGCGCUUGGCUUUUCGAGCAUUUUCUCCAUCCGUAUCCAAAGGAUUCAGAGAAAAUAAUGCUUGCAAAACAGACAGGUCUGACCCGAAACCAGGUUGCAAACUGGUUCAUUAAUGCUCGGGUGCGUCUUUGGAAACCAAUGAUCGAAGAGAUGUACAAAGAAGAGUUUGGUGAAAUGGACUCAAACUUCAAAUCUUCUUUGGAAAAUGCAGCCAAAGCAACUGGUGAGAAUUCUUCGGCAUCCGAGGAUAGAGGCGAAGAGUUGCACGAGAAUAUUACAUCCAAAGUUGCUUGUGCUGAUAAUAUCCAACCAGGACAAGUUCUAUACCCGAAACCAGAUCAUAUCCCCGAUGUAGAACCGAACAGGCCAACCGCAAGAUCAAUGUACCAAAACAUUGCUAACCCUUAUCCCAACACCGUAAUCCCAUCCAACCAACAUGGUCACGGUACCCUUAUGACCGGUGAUACCGUGUAUGACUUAACGGAAUUGAACGGUUUUGCGGUUGGCAAUCAAGUUUCACUUGCACUCGGUUUACGGAAUCAUGAAAACAAAGUAUUUACCAUGUCCGGAUCAACUAACCACAAGGUGGAUUCAUCGGUAGGACCGGAGACGGUGGAUUUCCGUUUCAUGGAACCAGGAAAUCAACAAGACAGGUUUGGAAAUCCUCAUAUAUUGCAUGAUUUUGUAGUCUGAUGAACUUCUGCCUCGAGCGAGCUUUCCGGGUGGGGGACACACGAUACGAUGACAAACCGAAGCAUUGUCAUGUGUUUCAUUUUCGAUCGAAGCAUUGUCAUGAUAGAAUAUAGAUAUGGGUAUAUGAUAUACUCAUCUGUAACAUACAAAUAUAUUGUUGUAGCAGGUAUAUAUAUACAUAUAUUGUAAAGAUAUGGUAAGAAAAAAAAUUGAUACAUAUAGCUUCUGUAUGAAUAAAGAUUCUUUGUAUAA